AUGUUCGUCACUAUUGCAGUGUGCUCAUUCCUGUUGGGGGUGGGUCUGACAUUGCUCUCCCUAUACCUGAUCUAUAAAAGCCAGCUGCGUUUGAUGCCUCAGGCAAAUAUUCCACAUGUUCCACAGUUUGCUCCCUACAAAUUACCAAAGGAACUUUUGCAGUUGUUGAAAGACCCUGGUCAGCUUGGUAAAAAGGAAGAUUGUAUUUAUCUGAACCUGCUUUUUCAGUUUUUGUUCAAAGAACUGAAAGACUCCAAACGAAUCAGACAAUGGGCCGUAAAGAAGAUGAAUGUAGAGUUUGAGGAAAUGUUGCAGACUACAACUGGCAAGUUGAUUGAUCAGAUAUCGGUGAGGGACUUCAAUAUGGGCAGUUCCUUCCCUGUGCUUAAGUCUGUUGCUGUACAGAAAGCUCAGAUAGAACAAGAAGAUCAACUGGAGGUAUUAGAUCUGGCCAUGGACAUAGAUUACAGUGGAGGGUUCCAGCUAGCGGUAGAUAUUGACCUUGUGUUUGGAAAGUGGGCUUAUCUGUGUGUGACCAUUACUAGUCUUAAAGGUAUAGGCAGACUUCAGUUGUCACGUCAGCCCUAUACUCACUGGUCCUUCUCAUUUUACGAGGAGCCACAGAUUGCCUUCAGCAUAGAUUCAAGGUAUGGUGGAAAAGCUCUUCCUCAAAUCACCUCACUUGUCAUCACUCAGAUAAAAAGGUCAUUAAGAAAGAAACAUAUAUUACCUAAUUAUAAGAUGAGAUUUCGACCCUUUUUCGACCGCCCAGAAGAAUUUAAAGUUGCCAGGGAAUUGAGAAUCCAUGGUAACAGAAUAGGUGAAGGUCAGCUACAGGUGACCAUUGUAGAGUGUAGCCGACUGUCCAUCACAGAGGUGCCUGCUAAUUGUCAGCUGUACUGUACACUGUCUAUAGAUAACAUGGAGUGGACGGAAUUAGUAGACUUAAAGAAGAAAGUAUGGGAUGUUCUAGACAUUGAGAUUGUCACAAUGCCUGCAGCAUCAAUAGGACUAAAUAUGAAGGAGGACUUCCUGCUGGAGAAGUAUGAGGAUGUAGUGGUAAUAGACAGUGUUGUGCCAAAGUCACCAGCAGCCAUGACAGAUAUCAGAAAGGGAGAUAUACUAGUCAGUGUGGGAACUUCAAGAGUUACAUCAUCCAAGCAGGCCAAAAAGCUGUUUAAAAAUGCUGGAGACAGAUUUACUGUCCGCAUAGAGAGACCCAAGUCUAAAAGCCAGCAAUCCCAGGACAUGCCACAAACAGAGGAGAGCUUUCUAUCAUUGGAUGUAGACAGUGACUUAGGUGGACAAGAAAAGUCAUGUGAUCAGAAGGAGGACUUUGUGCACAUCAGUUUCAAAAUGUCAGAUUAUGAGGACAAAAAAGUACAACCAGGGGUCAAGGAUGUUACAGAAAAACAAGGUCAGAUAGGGUUCAAGGACACUACAGAGAAAAUGUCGCAGAAACAAGGGGUCAUGUCUUUUGUUAAUACAGGGAAAGCAUUGUUACAGAGGAAGGUGAAAGGUCAAACAGAUGGUGGCAAAGGUAGCGUUUCUUUAUCUUCUUCAGCAGUGGACACAACUGCAAAAGCCAUGAAGGGUUUCACUCAAACUCAGUCUGCAUCCUCCUCCCCACGGAAAGAGGUCAACCUGAAGUCUGUACGACAGCGGGCCCACAGCGACACUGCUCUUAUAACGGUUCAGGAUGACCUUGAUGAAGAUGGAGGUAGUGAUGGAGAGGAUGUCCAGGACCAGGAUGACCAGUCAUGUGACCAGCACAAGACAGAGGAGAUCUCCUCUAGGCAGAACCCCAAAUGGGAUGAGAAGUUUAUGUUACAUGUGGAUAAGGAUGCUUGCUACCUCAACGUGUGUGUCUGGUGUAAAAUUCCUCCCAAGCUUGACAAACACGUCAGAGUUAUUAAACCAGGCAAGGAGAUUUUACUGGGACAUGUGAGUCUGUCUGUACCUGAUAUAUGUCUGGACUGUUUGAUGACCACACAGGGAGAUACACAGCAUACCAUUCCCCUGGUACACACAGACCCCAGGGCUGGGGCAAGUCGUGCUAAAUUUUCUAAUCUGGCAAGUCACAAAGGUUUUGAGCCAUCCCUCUGUAAUGGGGACAUAACUCUUGCGUUUUGGCACAAACCUGUCAAGAUGAGUGAUGAGGACCGGAAAAAGAUGACCAAAAUGAAGCGGGAGGUCCAUACAGAAUCUCCACCUCCAGAUCUACCACCGGUCAACACUAAAGAGAGUGAUAUAAACUGUAUCAAAAAGAUUGAAGAGGGUAGACAUGAUUUUACUGGGACCAAUUUUAAUACUGCAACUUAUUGUGAUUUUUGUGGAAGGAAGAUUUGGUUGAAAGAAGCAUUCCAGUGUUACACCUGUUCAAUGAUAUGUCAUAAGAAAUGUACAGAGAAAUGUCAGGCACAGACUCUGUGUACUUUGCAAGGACCAAAAGUACGUGAGCAUCCCACACAAUCGUGGAAAGCUCCCAUCACUCGGACCGAGGCGGAGCGCAAGAAGACCAAAGAAGGAGCUGCUCAGAAGACUGGAGGAUUGUUGAGUAAAUUCCGCAAGGACAGCAGUCUGGAGAGAAAGCAGGUUGCUGCUGUGCAGAAAUCUCCCUCCCCCGAACGACUUGCUGUUCCCCAAUCCUCCCCCAACCUGUCCCCACAGUUAAGUCCUCAGUUUUUGCGGCGACGAAACUCUGCCCCGGCCCCAGACAAAGAUGGAGGGGCAGAGGUGGAGAAACAGACCUCCUCAGAGUCCUGGCUUACAGAUGGCUUACCUUCCCUUCCUCACACCCGAUCCACCACAUCUAUACAGUCUCUCACAAGCAGCCUGUCGAACUCCGACAUGAUCUUCAAGGAAAAGGAAUUAUUUGAUAGCUCGGAUGAAUCUGAUGGUGAAAUGGCUGCAGAACUACAAGACCGUAUGGCCAAAAUGAAAAAGGUCAAAGGUCAUAACAACCUAGAUGAAAUGGUUGUUAUGGCUGCGAAGGAAAUGGGAAAGGAACUAUUUGCUGAACUCUCAUUGGAGGAAAGGAAAGAAAAACUUGACAACAUGGUUAUGAAAUUACAGAAGGAGAUUGACAAAGAGUCUGAGAAUAAAACAGAAUUACUGAGGUUAGAUCAGGAAGUGUCAGAUCCAGCCCAUAGAGAUAGCAUACACAAGCGUAUCGCUAAGUCGGAUGAGAAAGUAGAGGCCAUGAUGAUGAUGAUGCUGCAUUACUGUGCAGGCCUACAGUACUGUUUAGACCAGGAAGGGGAGGACAGACAGAAGGCAAAGCCUGAGUCGACAAUGGAACCCAUCAUGGAUGAGUUUGUCGUUACUGACAUCCAGAAGGGAGACUCAGCCUCUUCAGAGUCUGAAAAGGAGGCUUCAUUGACGGACGGUGUACAAAAAGCAAGCAGUGUUCAGCCUGUUUUUGACUUGAAAGUUUCUGAUGAAUGUUUGCCAGAGUAUCGCGAAAUGGACCUCUGCAUGGGCACAGAACACUCGCCAGCUAUACGAAUCAAGGGGGCAGAAUUUGGGGCUCAUUUUAAGAAUUCUGAUAAGACAGUAAUGUUUACCUUGGAUACUGAUGAUGAAGACUUUGGUGCAGAGAGUGGUGUCGUGACAACAAUUACUUCAGCCUCUGAUGGCUCCGUUGAAAUGGAUGAUGAUGAAGGAGAGGAUGGCAUGGAUGUGACAUCAUCAGGACAGUUUCCAAUGUUUGACAUAGUAGAUGAUGAUUUAGAAGUAUCAACUGCAAAAGAUAAGAUAGUUUAA
Ylistrum balloti is the source of this 3765-nucleotide messenger RNA. RefSeq names its product PDZ domain-containing protein 8-like. Gene Ontology annotation, molecular function: lipid binding; protein binding. NCBI's taxonomy places the organism in Eukaryota, Metazoa, Mollusca, Bivalvia, Pectinida, Pectinidae. Bases 1 to 3765 code for a protein of 1254 amino acids. Gene Ontology annotation, cellular component: mitochondria-associated endoplasmic reticulum membrane contact site. Gene Ontology annotation, biological process: mitochondrial calcium ion homeostasis. The transcript has 22 exons. The record is from RefSeq and is a predicted model, not a curated record.